Messenger RNA from Drosophila rhopaloa, 718 nucleotides. RefSeq names its product mitochondrial import inner membrane translocase subunit Tim17-B. Gene Ontology annotation, molecular function: transmembrane protein transporter activity. NCBI's taxonomy places the organism in Eukaryota, Metazoa, Arthropoda, Insecta, Diptera, Drosophilidae. The record is from RefSeq and is a predicted model, not a curated record. Bases 91 to 612 code for a protein of 173 amino acids. The transcript has 4 exons. Gene Ontology annotation, cellular component: mitochondrial inner membrane; TIM23 mitochondrial import inner membrane translocase complex. Gene Ontology annotation, biological process: protein import into mitochondrial matrix.
GGCCCAUUCGUGUUAUAUUAAAUAACCAACAUCGAAUAAUGAUGCUGAUGCUAUCUUUACCCACAUGUUCAGAAAAUACCUUUCGCAAAUAUGGAAGAAUACGCUCGAGAACCUUGCCCAUAUAGAAUCGUAGACGAUUGUGGAGGUGCUUUUGCUAUGGGGUGCAUUGGUGGUGGGGUGUUUCAAGCAAUCAAAGGAUUUCGUAAUGCACCUUCUGGCAUACACAGAAGAUUGAUCGGAAGUACUAUAGCAAUAAAAACUCGCUCACCCGUUAUCGCUGGUAAUUUUGCUGUGUGGGGUGGUAUGUUCAGUACCAUUGACUGUACACUCGUCCACUUUCGAAAAAAAGAAGAUCCAUGGAACUCCAUAAUAAGCGGUGCUGCAACUGGGGGAAUAUUAGCUGCAAGAAAUGGUGUUCCAGCUAUGGCAGGUAGUGCUAUAAUAGGAGGCGUACUCUUGGCUCUUAUUGAAGGUGUUGGAAUAUUAUUUACUAGAAUAUCUGCCGAUCAGUUCAGAAAUCCGGUACCUCCAGCAGAAGACCCUGCGGCUCUUGGAGAUUCGGGAAGUAAUUUUUCGUUUGGAUCCAAUUCUAAUCAAAAACAUUAUCAAUAAAAUAAUAGCCAUAUAAAAAAGAAAAAAAUGUGUUGUAUCUUCAAAAUUUUUCUUCGGAUUCUUAAAGAUUUGAGAAAUAUAUUUAUAAUCCUUAAAUGAGCUGAUA